This is a messenger RNA of Acipenser ruthenus (sterlet), 1469 nucleotides long. Its product is annotated as collectrin-like. The transcript has 6 exons. Lineage: Eukaryota; Metazoa; Chordata; Actinopteri; Acipenseriformes; Acipenseridae. Bases 87 to 752 code for a protein of 221 amino acids. The record is from RefSeq and is a predicted model, not a curated record.
UGUGUGCUGCUCUUAUCUUGGUUCACAUGGUAACACUGCCUUGGUUUGGAGAUUUUCUCUUUUCUUCUUUUCCCAAUUGAAAAAGGAUGUUAGCAAGGGUGCUGCUCGCUCUAAGCUUGGUCCCUGCUCUUGCACUGGCUCUGUGUCAGCCCGAUGGACAAGAUGCCUACAAAGUACGGCUUAGUAUCAAAACAGCUCUUGGAGCUAAUGCGUACGAAUGGAAUGAAAGUGAACAAUUUUUAUUCAGAGCAACACUGGCAUUUGCCAUGAGAAAAUAUACAGGCCAAGAAACUUUCAAUGUUUCCAGUGUGAUUGUCUGCGAUGAAACACCAAGGGUUUCAUUCUGGUUUGUGGUGACAAAUCCCAACGAUACCGCCACACUCAUUCCUAAGAACGCUGUAGAAGAAGCUAUCAGACUGUCCAGGAACAGAAUCAACAGUGCAUUUUUACUGAGCGACAAAACUCUGCAGUUUCUGGGUAUCCCCCCAACCCUGGCACCUCCAAGCCAACCUUCGUUACCUGUUUGGCUAAUUGUAUUUGGUGUCGUAAUGGGCAUCGUGACAACUGGCAUCCUAGCACUCAUAAUAUCUGGCUUCAUUCAAAGAAAAAAGAAAGAUAUAGAAGACGAAGAUGAAGAAGAGAAACAAGAGGGAAUUAUGGAAAACGGCAUCUCGUGUGAAACACUGGAGGGAAAAGAAGGCGUGAACAAUGGAGCAUACUCACAUGACGAAGACCGAUUAACACAGCUCUAAACACUCUAGACAUACUGGGACUGGGAUUUCCUGUCCAAUAGCCAGCAAGGUUACAUCGUGCACAAGAAAGCACUGUCAAGGUUGAGUUCAAUGGGAAAACUUUCGAGCUGCAAAGUCAGCUGCUUAGACUGAAUGACAAUGUUGUUUAUUUUAAAUGACACUACUUGUACUUUGAUAACAUUUAUAUAGUAUCUGAACUUGCAACAUAGACAGUAUGUCUAAUUAAAUUCACUUUGAUCAAGUGAUGGUAUCUCUGAUUUCCUUAUCUGUGUUCCAGCAGCCUAUCUAUAAAACAAAUACACUUUAUAUCCUUUAAGAACUGCAACUAGUCAAUAGGUUACCAAGUUAUAUUUGCAGUAUACCUUGCGUUUCCCAUACCUAUAAUAUCUCUUUUAAUGUUUUACCAGUUUACCACAGCUGGUACUGCUUGGGAUCAACUGUGUAAAGUGUAAAAAGUGGGUCAUUUUAUUACUUUUUCUUUUGUACAUGAAAUGGCCACACGAAAAAAUGACAUGUUUUCUUUGAUAGCAUAACAUUGGAUGUAUCCUUCACAAAAAAUAAUGUAUUGGUUAAGGUUUGUUACAACAGUUAAUGUUGCAUUCCUUUUAAGACACUUUACUACAGGAAGGGUUGAACAAUGGAUAUGUAAGCUAGCAGGCACGUUUGCCUCUGUGUAAUUGAGUCUUACUAAAUAAACAGUUAUGCUUAACGCUAAAA